Molecule: messenger RNA, 1347 nt
Organism: Colletotrichum orchidophilum
Lineage: Eukaryota; Fungi; Ascomycota; Sordariomycetes; Glomerellales; Glomerellaceae
Exons: 3
Coding region: 1-1347 (448 amino acids)
Source: RefSeq, a predicted model, not a curated record
AUGGGUCUCCUACCUCUUACCUACCGCCGACCGGUAUACGUCAACAGCACCAGCUCAGCCCGCGGGAGCACCUCUGACGUAUCCGAGAGUGGCGAUGAAAAACAGAGCAACACUUCCUCCUCCCUUCGCUCCGGCAAGUCUGGCAAGCUGCAGGGUAUCCCGGAGUCGCUCACUUUCGACAAGAUCAUCAACGGUGGCACCUGCCCUCCCUGCACCGUGCGUGACUUCAUGAACUACUUGAUUUACAUCGAGCACGCAGCCGAAAACCUCCAAUUCUUCCUAUGGCAACGGGAUUUCCAGAAGCGGUUCGGGGAAACAAAGUCGUCUGACCUGUCUCUCGCCCCUGAGUGGACCGAAGCCAUGGAGGCCGACCUGCUCCAGCGCAUGAACAAGGAAAAGUCGCAGAGGAUGCGCAAGAAGCCUGGCCAGGAGAUUUUCAAGGGAACCGACUUUGAUAAGAAGGGUGCCGCUGCCGCCAUCGUGAACGACUCUACCAACCCUUUCCACACCCCUCCGCGCACCCCGAACGACUAUGAAGGCUCUGUUUUCACGGGGUCCCAAGGCGCAUCGAAUGCUGAGUCGUACCGCUCGCAGGCCAGUGAUGCGUUUGCGGCCGUCGGCGCCAAGCAGCCAUUCACCAUUCAGCCGUUCCGUGAAGAGAUUGACCGUGUCGUCGCCACGUACAUUAUGGAGGGCGCGCCACGACAGCUCAACCUCUCGGCCAAAGAACGCGACGCUACUCUCCAUGCCCUCGCCUACACGACCCAUCCCUCUGCCUGCCGCUUGGCCAUCAAAGUCAUUGAGAACUCGCUUCGCCAGCAGGCCCACCCCAACUUCAUCCGUUGGUCCAUCUGCAACGGCAACCCUGCUCGUGUCUUCUUCGCCCGGGCUCUCGGUGUUGGCCUCAUCGCCAUUGCCUUUAUCGUCGCCAUCUUGAUCACUCUCAGUCGUGCAGGCCGCGGAUGGCGAGCACUGGCUGCUAUUGGAUGGGUGCUGGGCAUCUCUACCUUGGUUGCGGCCUACAAGGGUAUGUGCGUUGUCCUACACGGCAUGCACCAUCGCCACGUUCGUCCCUGGGAGCUCUUCGUGGACGAGGAGAAUGACGACCGCAAGACCUCCUUCGACACGUUUGGGUCCAACAACAGCUAUGAAUCGGAGCCUUGGGUUAUCAAAUACGAGAAGCGCAACAUUGUCCGCAAGGUCUUUGACCGUGAGAUAUGGAUCGAGGAACCUGCCCUGCGCACCAUCCAGGACACCAUCUUUCUCCAAGCUAUGCUCUGCGCCGUCCUCGUUGGUGGGAUUUUCACCGCCAUUUUCGUUGCCAUUCCACAGCGUGGUUAUUUCUAA